GCCAUUCCGUCUCGAUUAGGCCGCCGCCCCUAGGUUUUAUACACAAUCCCAUUAUAUUUCUCGAGGGACUAUUGUCAUGUAUAUGUGCUGGCAGUCUGUGGGUUCGAUAAACAUCUCUGCGUGGUUCAUGGGCGCCGAGCUGCUCAGAGCUCUUUAUCCGAAUCUCACGAUUAUUGACGGUCCGACGGCAUCACGAAUCUAAGCGAAUAGCAUAGGCGAAGAUGGAACAGAACACUCAAGGCGCCGAACUCCUGAUCGAUUUCUCCUCAAAUCUACCCGAGAUGCUUGCUGUGGAUUUGGAACAGUCAAGCGAGAUAUUUCAGUCCAGACAGCUCACUGCUGGUGCUCCCGCGCCCUGGCUAGCCGAUGAUGGGGCGAGGAGGCAGUAUUCGCCCGAGAAUGACGCGAGCUAUGUCAGCUCUGAGUCUCCAUCUCAAUCCGGAGAUACCUUGCCAAACUCCAAACAACAGCAACCAGCCCACCAGAAGUACUUUGAUAUCUUUGCGCCGUUAGAUUUCAAUGCUCCUAAGCAUGAUAGCAUUUCCAGUAGUCACUCCUCACAAAAGUCAGAACCUCCUCCACUCAGUACGCGAGAAGAAUCAGUGCUUACUGUCGACACCUUAUUCGAACCCGAGAAGAACCCGUCACCUACCUUUCUCCAUCUUUCGCCAACAUCAGAUUGCAAUGCCCAAAUGAGCUGGAUAGAUCUUGAUAUCGAAGAUACUUCCCCAAUUACACAACGAAGAAGAAGCAGCAUGUCAGAUUUCCCGAAAUAUUUGCACCAGCUGAGGGGUUCAAUGGAGGCCAGCGUAAAGACGAUAAGGCCCCGAAGAAGCAUUGAUGCUACUGAGAUAUCGGUACAUCCAGUUAAUGGUAAUCCGCUCAACUACCCAAUACAGAUCCCAAGACGACGCUCGUCCCUACAAUAUCAGGAGACACAAGCAGUCGCACCGCAGUCCAGCCAGCAUCUUGGUCGGGGGAGAUAUAAUCGUGAUGCGUCUUACUUUGCCUCACAUGGGCUCUUCAAUAACGAAUCGCCCUUCGCCCAUGGAAAGGAAGCGAACACCACAUCCCGCCAGUACGAAGAUGAUUGCGAUCCGGUAUCCCCAACAUUCAAAAAAGACAUGCCUGAUAUACCAAGUACGGAUGAAAAUGAUAGAGACAGAAUCAUUGCAUCUGCCGCAGUUGGUUUCAAUGAAUGGCUCGACUCUGAUAUAGCUCACUUCGCCAGCGAAGAUCAAUUUCUACCACGCCCACUACCACAUAAUGUGCAAGAGACAAUCAAAUUCUUUGUAACAAAAUUUCCAGAACCAGUGCUUCUUUGCGAUAGUUUGCUGAUUGAAAACAUCCGCACUCUUACUCAACAAGUACGAUAUAACACCAAUGAACCAAAAAUUGAGCAUACUAUGAACUCAGGACAGCAAUCCAACAAUCAGCAACCAUCCAAGAGGUGGAAAUGGUUGCACUCUUCGGCGAACGCGACGGAACAACAAGAUCGGCCAAGUACAUUUGUCGAUGUAAACAAACGUGGAUGGGACGUGAUGAAGAAGAUUUUCCCCAGUGGAAGCGAUGGUUUAUGCGAGGCUCUAUAUGCUUACGUGCUGGUGUAUAAUUAUAUCACAUUACUUUGCUCGCGCUCCCCGUUGCAUGCAGUGGAUUCAUCCCGACCAACAACACCCUGGACAGGAGCAAGGCCCGAAACAGCAAAAUCUAGUACUUCUUGCGAAUUUAAGAUGUACAUGUCGACUCCACCCCAGCCCUCGGUGACCGAGAACGGAAUUCCACGGAAAGCGGCUUGUAUACUAGGCAUGAAGGGAGAAGACGUCUUUGGACCCUCAAUAAGUCCUACGCAACGGCCGCCAUCCGGGGGUAGCGAAAGUCGUACAUCUACUUUUACUAGCCUAAGGGGCAUACCAUCCCUAUUGUUCAACGGAACAGGUCCGGCGCACCAACGACAGAGUGAAAGCAGAGGCGCCACUCCCACAGGUCAACGAAGUAACUUCAGUAGACCUGCGACACCUUCAGUAGGGCUAAUGGGUAUGCGAUCCACAACAUCAAUGGGGUCACAUACGACAGACCAAGGCAAGCAGCUGGCCGAGCUUCGGCACGGGGUUGCCAUGUGCUGUGCUAGGCUCACUAUUACACUCCAUCGUGCAGAUCUAACUAUCACAAAUCGUAAGACCGACAAGGACUGUAAAGUAGACCCAUCAUUUAUGCGAUCGUUGUGUGAAAACGUGCGAAUUACCGAGGAAGCGAUGGCACGCUCACGCUCAGGAUGAUUGGGUCUUUCUUGUCUUAGCUGCGAUACACGCUGACGAGCAAGGAUUAUUAUGAAGACACCAACGCACGAGACAUGGAAUUGUAUUGCACCCAGUAAAGACCAAGAUGGACAAGUAUCAACAGCUCAAAGACCGCCGCGACGUUCAGAUAGUGACAGUUCUCGACGGCGUCAUGACAGUCAACGAUCUGUUUAUUACUUGCCACUUCACUUCGAUGAGCCAGAGUUCUUUCAUAUCUAUUUAAUGAUGUCUACAUACUGGUCUUCGGUAUCC
This is a messenger RNA of Xylaria bambusicola, 2552 nucleotides long. RefSeq lists its product as uncharacterized. The coding region runs from base 222 to 2279 and encodes 685 amino acids. The transcript has 2 exons. The record is from RefSeq and is a predicted model, not a curated record. NCBI's taxonomy places the organism in Eukaryota, Fungi, Ascomycota, Sordariomycetes, Xylariales, Xylariaceae.